This is a messenger RNA of Colletotrichum lupini, 2307 nucleotides long. RefSeq lists its product as uncharacterized. The record is from RefSeq and is a predicted model, not a curated record. The transcript is spliced from 14 exons. Bases 1 to 2307 code for a protein of 768 amino acids. NCBI's taxonomy places the organism in Eukaryota, Fungi, Ascomycota, Sordariomycetes, Glomerellales, Glomerellaceae.
AUGUCGUUCAGGUCCACACAACAGAAACGUAGGGUCAUAAUGCUGGAUUUUGCCUCUAGUGUCUCCGGAGUCCCAAGCGCAUUUACAUCCAAGGUCGAUCCAGGCACGUACCGGUCGCGGGGUCACAUGAUCUUUGUCUCACCGAGAGCCACCGACACCCACCUUGGUCACCUCUGGGGUUUCCAUCUGCUCCGCCUGCCAUACUGGCAAAUGCAGGAGCUGCAGCAGCGUCGGCGCACCGAUGUUUCCCCAGCUCGAAUCCCGUCAUUCCUCAAAUCCCAGGAAGAAUGCAUGUGCACGUCAGAGUCCCCUUGGAACCUUCUUGUACCGACAUCAGGCCUAAACACCGGAUCAGACACACCUGGACACACCCUCUUUGCUCUUCACCCUCCCCCAAAACAAGCGACAUGUUUCCUUCGCCCACGAGGUUACCCACGAGCCCACGGAGCUGAAAUCGGGACGAGGCCCAAUCACUCCUCGGCGCCUCUGUCUGACGGCUUUCGGAACGCUCAGUCAGGGGACCAUAUUGGAGUCUGGGCUCGGCAGAUGCGAGUGCGAAAAUCAGUUUUGGACCUUUUUGUCCUUGCGUACAACUACGAAUAUGAUGUCGCCGUUAUCUACUCGUCGACGAAGUCUCUGACUCGGAUGCCGCUCACUUCACACCCCCUUCAAUAUCCGACGUAUUGGGUACAUACGCCCAAAGAAGACGACAUCAGACUUCGACCCUUUGGAUCGCCAAACCAUAUCACCGGGGGCCCUUGUGGCAUCGCAUUCCCCCACAGACGCCAGUCAUGCACAUCACGCCCAGUCAUCGGUCGAAGGUUGCACCUUAAAAGGGAGAGAAAGCUUGCACAGCCGAUGUUGGCUGCUUCAUAUUCGCGCCGUAGCUCCCCCCAUACUCCCACAUCCGGCGGAGGAGCCAGAGAGGUGACAAGAAACGAGAAGGCGAGAGAGGAAAGCUUGUUAUCCAAGCUCCCUCGAAGAAAGGUGCACCUAGCUUCGGGUCUCGAAUUGACUUGCAUCGCCAAACCUGCCGCGCGGCGGGAGGCGGGAAACACCAAACGAAAGGGCCGUCUCAUGCGCCCCGGACCUGGCAUGGCACACUCUCCAGCUUCGGGGACUCCCAUGUCUGCCAUAUAUGGCUCUCCCAUGAGGCCACUGCACGCACAUGCGCCUGCAUUUGCCAAUCGACACCAAGAGAAUGCAGCUUCCAGGCCCGCUAACCUUCUCUCUCCUCGCCCUCUCCCGAUGUUGUCCAGGUCAACCCUUGGAAAGGCGAAGAAAAGAGAAGCCAGGCGCACUGCGGAUACCGCUACCUUACCUCACAACCUACUUUCCGAGCCUCCUCUCUUCCCGCCGCCGUGUUUCGCGGCUAGCCUUGGGCGGGCGGGGCAGGGCUGGAGCGAGGUGAGGGAGCAUCGAUGCGAUGCGCCGGGCCCUGCCAUGGCGGCCUGGCCUGGCCUGCCGUCUCUCCUGCAUCAAACCACCAACAUGCCAUUUAGCAAGACAAGACAAGUCACGACACAACGAGACGAGACAGCCUGGUCAUACCAACCAUUGCAGGGAGGCCACUGGUGCCGGGGUACCCACGAGGAAGCAAGACAGGACGUCAGGGACGAGCACAGGGGUCGUGAAGGAGGGGGCGAACCGUUUCAAGCGUCCAAGUUCUAUCCCGACUUGACGAUUCAUCCGGUGUCCAAGGUCCAACAUGACAGCGCCACUCACAAGUGGACGGCAAGGAGACACGAAGUCUGGCGAGAGAGAGAGGCACAGAGGACAUCAGCUCGAGCGCGCAAAAGGUCAAAGUUACAUGAUCUGCCCAGCAUGCGCCUGCUUGCUGCGGCCCAGGUGCGCAAGAGCCAUUUCACGACACCUGCUCUGUUUCCUGAGGGGGCAUCCUCCUGCACUUCUAGGCCGCUUGGAAGAGCGAGCGAGAGUUUCCAGGGCUCCUCUGUGAUCCGUGAUCUCGCCGCCGCCACCCCAUGUCUGAGCAGCAUGCAUACCCACCUUCGGAAGACCUACCUACCUUCCUGGCCUGGCCAAGUCGAGACUGGUCUGUUUACAUCUACCUGGCAAAUCCUAUCCGCCUUCGCUUCGCCUCGCGCGGCCGACCCGGGUCGUGACAAGCGGACGCGACGAGCGAGCGGGGGAAGGAUUGUCUCCUCUCUCCUCUUCCCGAAUCUCGACGAGAAAUUGGAUUUGGUGCUGUCAUUGUUAUUGUAUGAUUCUGUCACCUUCCUGGCUCACACCGGUCGUGUCCCAGACAGAAAGGUUGUGUGUCUCGUCUCGGGAGCUAAAUCAAGAUAG